ACUAGUUGUUUCCAAGAGCCGGUAUCUGACAGAGGCAUUGCACUGUGCGCCGUCGUCUCUGUUUAUAUCGGAACUGUUUACAAAACAUAGCGGGGAACAACACUGGUUUCGCGUUAGGUUUAAAUGUGAACUCACUCAACCCGGGACAAAGUUUUUGGCUAUAUUUCCCUGGAUCUCAAGCGCCUUUUUUUUCUAUCCGGAUGAAAGGAUCCCUACCGCAUAUUUGUUUCUGCAACGUGGACUUUAAGCUCUACACGAGAGACGGGAGAGCCGUGCUAUCGGAAUAAAACUACUGCUGUAAACCAAGAAAACACGUCGUAUCGCCUGUGGUGGAUAUCCUCAAAGAAAUGCUACUGUCCAAGCUCAAUUCUCUGGCCCACAUCUCCACUGUAGACAUGCCGGCGAAAAUCCAGCUCCAAGUUCAUCAAGUGAAGGAGAAGGAGCCUUUCGAGAAGCUGUAUCAGGUCGGCGCGGUGCUGGGCAGUGGCGGCUUCGGCACGGUCUACUCCGGUACAAGGAUAACCGACGGAGCUCCGGUUGCUGUCAAACAUGUGGCCAAGGACAGAAUCUCCGACUGGGGAGAGCUGCCUAAUGGCUCCCGUGUCCCUUUGGAGAUUGUGCUGUUGAAGAAAGUAGGGACGGGCUUCCGUGGCGUUAUCAAAAUGCUAGACUGGUUCGAGCGACCAGACAGCUUCAUCAUCGUGAUGGAGAGGCCCGAAAACGUCAAGGACCUGUUCGACUUCAUCACGGAGAAAGGUGCCUUACCGGAGGAGCUCGCGCGGAGCUUUUUCCGCCAGGUGUUGGAGGCUGUGCGGCACUGCCAGAACUGCGGCGUGGUGCACCGGGAUAUCAAAGACGAGAACAUUCUGAUCGACCUCCGCACUGGGGAGAUGAAGCUUAUUGACUUCGGAUCUGGAGCCCUGCUCAAAGACACCAUAUACACAGACUUUGAUGGCACAAGAGUGUACAGCCCACCGGAGUGGAUCAAAUAUCAUCGCUAUCAUGGACGCUCUGCCACAGUUUGGUCCCUGGGUGUCUUGCUGUAUGACAUGGUGUGCGGGGACAUUCCAUUUGAACACGAUGAGGAGAUCACAAGAGGGCAGGUCCUUUUCCGGAGAAGAAUCUCCACAGAAUGCCAGCAGCUGAUCAAGUGGUGUCUGUCUGUGCGGCCAGCUGACCGCCCAUCCUUCGAGGACAUCAUCAAUCACUCGUGGAUGCAGAGCACGUCCUCCUCUGUAGUCCCAUCCACGGUGCAGACAGAGAAGACGACCACAGAGAUCAGGCUCCACAGCAUCAGCCACGAGCCCACAGCCUUCACACCCACCCCCGUGGCUGUGGCUCGGUGAUGGAGGCAAACAGGGCUGCUCUGGUCUGAACUGGACUGCACUGACCUAAGAGGCUAUUACAAAAGACUUAUGUAACCGACUUGAAGCAGAGAGGAGGGGGGCAUCCAGACACUGGUGAGAGCAACGUGUAAAGGACUAAGGACAGAGAAAAAAAACAGGUCAUGACAAACCAUCAUGUCUGUUUUCAACAUGGCAGGCCUGACCCUCUCCACCCCGACUACUUGAUCUUCCCAGCCGUUGACUCUUGUCAAUGUGAGAACAUCAUCCUCGCUGGAUCUACACAAUGAGUGUUUAUCAGUCCGUAGGAGGGCAUGCUCUGUAUGCACAGACACCUGCGUUGGGCACAUACAGUACACACACUCGCUGUUCUGCUGGAUGAACAGUCUGCGUUACGUAAGGUCCCGCUGCACUGUACGCUGCUCCCUCUCCCUCUGUUCUCUCUGUCGCAGCAGGAUGGGAAGAGAGAGGCGUUGGCAAAGCACGAUUCUCAAACAAAAAAGUGCCUUCUGUGAGAUUGUUGGAGGACCCUGAAAAUACUUGAAUUUGUGAAAGCAAAUAAGGCUUGUCUUCUCAGAGACAUUUUUGCUCCUUACUCUGUACAAGGCUUUAUAUUGUUCAUUGCUGUUUUGUUUUCCUCUCAUGGGCCUAGAUCAGUAAAGCCUAUGUCAUUUACAGCCAUUGCUAUCACUACGUCUAGUACUCCAAUGUCAUUAGCAACCAGACAACCUCAUAGCUUCGGCAGCCAGCCUGUGCAAACGAAUCAUAAAAAAGAAAACACUGGACUUACCUCACUCUAUUUACUACAGCAUCCACCUCUACUCUACAACCUCCACUUCCUCUUCUUCUCUUGUUGUACUGAAUACAACACAAGAUUCACAUCCACCGGAAUGCACACCACAAUGCACACCUAACCAUACCAAAAUACAACAUCCUCUGCUCUUCACUUUUCAAUUUAUUUUUUUUAUGUUUAAACAGUGCCUCACACAGGUCUUAAAAUUCGGUGGGGACAAGAAUUGUAAAUAAUAAUGAUAUUUAUUAUUGUUGUGACUUCCUUCUCACACUCAAUGAGCGCAGAAUUUAUUUAUUUAUUUAUGAGAGAAUUUCGGCUGUUUAUGUAUUUCAUUCCACAGUCACAGAAGGGCCCGCAGAUUAUUUAAAAGACAAACAAAGAUCAGAUGAAUUUUUUCUAAACCAUAUUUAUGGCUUGAAAUUUGAAAAGAGCAGAUGUGUUUGUGUGUAUGUUUGUGUAUGUAAUGUACAUAUUGUGUAAAUAGUCCUAAAAGCACUUCCAUCUUAAUGUAUCUAAACAUUGAACGUCUACUGAUGGUAACUGGUUUUGUUACGCUGUUGUCUGCUGGGUGAGCAAAUGAAUUUUGUGCGUGUGUGUGUGCGUGUGCGAGAAUGUCAUGUUUGUGUGUGAGAUGUGACAAUGAGAAAACUUCUGGUUUGAAUGCAGCUUGGAUUGUUUUUUCAUCCAUUCAAAUUAGAAUUGUAAAUUAUGUUAGAAACUAUUUUUAUACAAUUUCAAUAAAUAUUUUUUUAACAAUGA
This is a messenger RNA of Etheostoma spectabile (orangethroat darter), 2895 nucleotides long. It is a transcript of the gene pim1, whose product is annotated as Pim-1 proto-oncogene, serine/threonine kinase. Bases 348 to 1346 code for a protein of 332 amino acids. Gene Ontology annotation, biological process: protein autophosphorylation; negative regulation of apoptotic process. Gene Ontology annotation, molecular function: ATP binding; protein serine/threonine kinase activity. The record is from RefSeq and is a predicted model, not a curated record. NCBI's taxonomy places the organism in Eukaryota, Metazoa, Chordata, Actinopteri, Perciformes, Percidae. Gene Ontology annotation, cellular component: cytoplasm. The transcript has 6 exons.